GAGGUCUCACCAGCCACACACAGUCUCUGCCUUUUGGUCUUGUUUCUUCUUCCUCCUCAGUCUCCAGGUUGGAUUAGGGAUGCUGAUGGAACUUUGCGGGUCCAACAAUUUUCAGGUUAUACUUUUGGGCCUCAUCAUGAUGCCUGUAGGCCUGGCCGCUAUGGACAGCCAAGGCUUUCAUGAACUUGAGAAGGACCCUUCCUACUGGGACUCAAAAGCAAAGGCAACACUGGAUGCUGCACUGAAGCUCCAUCCUCGACAACACCGGGCUAAAAACAUUAUUCUAUUUCUUGGUGAUGGGAUGGGUGUGUCUACAGUUUCAGCAGCACGUAUCCUGCGAGGUCAGAAUGAGGGCGGGUCUGGGGAAGAAACGGAGCUGGCCAUGGACACCUUCCCAUAUGUCGCCCUCUCUAAGACCUACAGUGUGGAUAAGCAAGUUGCGGACAGUGCCAGCACGGCCACGGCCUAUCACUGUGGGGUGAAGGCCAACGCCAAGACAGUUGGACUCAGCGCUAAAGCAGUGGCCUAUGAGUGCAACACUACUUUUGGAAAUGAGGUCUACUCAGUACUACGACGUGCGAAAGCCCAAGGUAAAUCAGUGGGUAUUGUGACCACCACACGUGUUCAGCAUGCCUCACCAGCUGCAGCCUAUGCCCACUCUGUCAGCCGCAGCUGGUACAGCGACGCAGACCUUCCUUCCAGUGCUCAAAAACAUGGAUGUGUGGAUAUCGCUACCCAGCUGGUCACCAACUUUGACAUUGAUGUGAUUCUUGGGGGAGGAAGGAUGUACAUGACACCAAAAGGCACUCCGGAUCCUGAGUAUCCUACCUCCUCUUCUCGUAAGGGAAACCGCAAAGACAAGAAAAACCUUAUUGACGUGUGGUUGAAUGCUAAACCGAACAAGAAAUCACUGUAUGUCUGGCAUAAGAAGGAGUUUGAUGAGAUAAAUGUGAGAACUACAGAUCGUCUGAUGGGUCUUUUUGAAGCAAAGGACAUGAGAUUUGAUGUUUUCCGGAAUACCACACGAGACCCAUCUAUUGUGGAGAUGACCGAAAAAGCAAUUCAAAUCCUCAAGAAGAAUCCAAAAGGAUACUUCUUGUUUGUGGAAGGAGGGAGAAUUGACCAUGGACACCACGAUGGCAUUGCAAAACUGGCGCUAACUGAAGCUGAUAUGUUUGAUCGUGCAAUUGAACGGGCAGCACAAAUCACCGAUGAGUCUGACACACUGACAGUGGUAACUGCGGACCACUCUCAUGUCUUUACCUUUGGUGGUAACACACCUCGAGGGAACCCCAUUUUUGGUCUGGCGCCAAAGAAAGCAGAUGACGAAAUGCCUUUUACCAGCAUCCUUUAUGCCAAUGGCCCUGGUUAUGUGCAUGUAAAUGGAACCAGAGGGAACAUCACAACGGUGGAUUACUUGGAUGAGGAGUACAUGCAGCAGGCCGCUGUACCACUGGAUGCUGAGACACACGGUGGAGAAGACGUAGCCAUCUACGCCAAAGGUCCCAUGGCUCACCUGUUUCAUGGAGUAAAGGAGCAGAACUACAUAGCACAUGUUAUGGCCUAUGCAGCCUGUUUGGAGCCAUACAGAAACUGCCCUCCUCACCAUCACAGCCAUUCCUCAGCUGGGUGUGUGAACAGACAUUUAGGCCUUUUGGUCAACAUGCUUGUCCUUCUUUGGUUUUUAAGAUGACCUUCAUCCACACACAUACAUUUGAACUGUUACGAUUAUUUGCAUGCAGUAAAACAAAGAUUAUGGAUUAAGUGCUUUCAGGUAAAUAUGCCAACAAGCCCAUUUUGUGCAUGGGCUGGAAAAUCAGAGUGCAUGGAUAAACACUGACAGUACUGUAUUUAUUACCAAAAACUCCCUGGAUCAUGUGGUAAUGAUCCACACACACUAGUGUUUUUGCCAUAGAUUUACAAUGCAAGUUUGAGCACGCAAGUGUUAACUAAUCUAAGCUGCCUAGCAAUAAAAAAUAGAGCACUGACAGCUUGUUCACAUGAAAAUAUGCAAAGAUGAACUGUUAUUCUUUUGUAAACUGAAACAGUUUUUCAAGAGACGAUUAAAGACUCAAUAACUCA
Molecule: messenger RNA, 2082 nt
Organism: Poecilia latipinna (sailfin molly)
Lineage: Eukaryota; Metazoa; Chordata; Actinopteri; Cyprinodontiformes; Poeciliidae
Gene: alpi.1
Product: alkaline phosphatase, intestinal, tandem duplicate 1
Exons: 11
Coding region: 80-1693 (537 amino acids)
Biological process (GO): dephosphorylation
Cellular component (GO): plasma membrane
Molecular function (GO): alkaline phosphatase activity
Source: RefSeq, a predicted model, not a curated record